CGGGUCCCCCGCAGGGCGCCCGGGCUGAGAGCACGCUGCGCUGGUUCUCUACCGGGGUUGUGUACGCUGCCUUCCUGGGGCUGGGCAUGAGUAUUGCUAUACUGGGACCAACGUUUCAAGAUUUGGCAAUGAAUGUAAACAGAAAUAUCAGCAGUCUUUCUUUAAUUUUUGUGGGCCGGGCGUCUGGAUAUUUGUGUGGCUCUAUGAUUGGUGGUGUUCUUCUUGACUGUAUGAAUCAUUUUAUAGUACUGGGUGUGUCGCUGUUAGGUACCACAGUUGGUCUUUAUCUCAUUCCCUUUUGCAAAACCCCAGUUUUACUGAUUCUCGUGAUGUUCGUCUUCGGCACUGCAAUUGGUGUUCUGGAUACAGGUGCCAACAUCCUUAUCUUGACCUUAUGGGGAGACAAAGGAGCCCCACACAUGCAGGCCUUACACUUCAAUUUUGCCUUAGGUGCAUUUUUGACUCCUAUUCUGGCAAAAGUGGCCCUGGGGACAACAAUGACAGCAUCAGCUGAUAACCACACAGAGCUCGACCUUCACCUUCCAGGCCUCAACCAAUCACUUGAAGCCAACCCAGACCUACUGUUCGCGGCACCUGAUGACUUGAACUUACUGUGGGCUUAUGCUUCAAUUGGUACUUACACUUUUAUAGUUUCUGUCUUCCUGUUUGCUCUGUUUUUCAAGAAAAGUUCAAGGCACAAAAAGUCAACAGCGUCUGCUCAGGGAGCUCGAAGAGCUAAGUAUCACAAAUCUCUACUUUGCCUCCUUUUUAUGUUCUUCUUUUUUUACGUUGGAGCUGAGAUCACCUAUGGCUCUUAUGUUUUCUCAUUUGCAAUCACCCACGUUGGCAUGGAGGAAAGCCAAGCAGCUGGGCUGAACUCUAUCUUCUGGGGGACGUUCGCAGCCUGCAGGGGCCUGGCAAUCUUCUGUGCUAAGUGUUUACAGCCUGGAACCAUGAUUGUGCUGAGCAACAUCGGCAGCCUGGUCUCAUCUUUAUUCCUGGUACUUUUUGACAAGAACUCACUUUGUCUCUGGAUAGCGAGUUCUGUGUAUGGGGCCUCAAUGGCUGCCACAUUUCCCAGUGGUGUUUCUUGGCUGGAGCAGUACACGAGCAUAAGUGGGAAAUCCGCGGCUUUUUUUGUAAUUGGUUCUUCCCUGGGAGAAAUGGCUAUUCCUGCAAUAAUUGGAAUUCUCCAAGGACAAUAUCCAAAAUUGCCAGUAGUUCUGUACACAAGUUUGGGAUCAGCAGUAUUCACUGCUGUAUUAUUUCCUGUGAUGUAUAAGUUAGCCACCUCACCUCUGACUCAUCAACAGAAAGAAAACAGAAGGAGUGAGGACCAGAAAGCUUUGCUAAAUGACUUUGAAGAAGAUCUUGAAGGAGAAGAUGCAGAAAAACAAAAUGAAAUGGAUUUUGAAGUUGUUAAUAUGCAUGUUACAGAGAGGCCUUCUGCCAUUCAUACAGCUAGAAAUAUUUUGAUAGAGCCCAUAUCUGACGAGUCUAACUAGUUUUACUCAAGUGCAACGAUGUUUGAGUGUUCUCUACUUGAUAUUGGUGAUUUUCUUGUGGAAUACUUUGCCAGAGAUUAGGAGAAAACGGACUAGCACUGGAGGAGAUGGAUUAUGUAAUAACUUCCUUGAAUAGCUGCCAUUUCUAAGGAGUCCAUUUGGAGCAGUUUUAGCAGAUAUUCCUUAUGCUUUAUUGGCCCAUGUGUUACAAAUGUUAGAAGUUUUGAAAUACCAGUUGGUCUUAUACAGUAGCAUUUGUUAUAAAACUAGUGUUUGGCACAGGACUGAGUAGGUGGAGCCUUUUUACCAAGAUG
Messenger RNA from Octodon degus (degu), 1819 nucleotides. Its product is annotated as sodium-dependent glucose transporter 1B-like. The record is from RefSeq and is a predicted model, not a curated record. Bases 87 to 1505 code for a protein of 472 amino acids. The transcript has 4 exons. NCBI's taxonomy places the organism in Eukaryota, Metazoa, Chordata, Mammalia, Rodentia, Octodontidae.